Messenger RNA from Plutella xylostella (diamondback moth), 3650 nucleotides. The record is from RefSeq and is a predicted model, not a curated record. Lineage: Eukaryota; Metazoa; Arthropoda; Insecta; Lepidoptera; Plutellidae.
AUAGUGGCUGUCAGUGUCAAUUUAUCUUCUGUCACUUUUUGUUGAUCGCGCACGCAUUUGGGAAAAAGGAAAAUAAAAAAUAUUUUCGCAAAAUAUUACGAGUGUCUCUACGCUGAUCAUGACUUUAAAAUUGUGCGAUGCAGUGAUAACAGUGCGUCAUUAAUAAGUGUACAAUACGUGUACACAAGUGUCCUAACAAUAAAAUGAUGUGAAACAAUUGGAUUCUAAUCGUCCUCGACUCGUUUCGUGCAUCAGCGAAUGCUUACCGAAGGGUAGAAAUGCUCGUUUCUGUGAAUUCAUAGUGAAAUUACUUAACCAACAACAUGUUUAGAAGCAGAAGCUGGUUCGGGGGCGGAUGGGGACGCCCUAAAAACCCCCAUUCGCUGGAGAGAUUGAAGUAUUUACAUAAUAUUCUGUGCAAGAAUACGACGGUGUCAGAGAGCAAUCGGGGCACUUUAGUGGAGUCCUUGAGGUGUAUCGCCGAGAUACUUAUAUGGGGUGAUCAGAAUGAUAGCUCUGUGUUUGACUUCUUCCUGGAGAAGAACAUGCUGUCGUAUUUCCUGAAGAUCAUGCGGCAGCGCUGUGGGGGCUCCUCAUUCGUGUGCGUGCAGCUGCUGCAGACACUCAACAUACUGUUCGAGAACAUACGGAACGAGACCAGCCUGUACUACCUGCUGAGCAACAACCACGUGAACUCGAUCAUCGUGCACAAGUUCGACUUCUCCGACGAGGAGGUGAUGGCGUACUACGUGUCGUUCCUCAAGACGCUCAGCCUCAAGCUCAACAACCACACCAUACACUUCUUCUACAACGAGCACACCAAGGACUUCCCUCUCUACACGGAGGCCAUAAAGUUCUUCAACCACCCCGAGUCUAUGGUCCGUAUUGCAGUAAGGACGCUCACGCUAAACGUCUACCGGGUACAAGAUGCCAGUAUGCUGCGGUUUAUUAGAGAUAGAACGGCCGCCCCGUACUUCAGCAACCUGGUGUGGUUCAUCGGCAAGCACAUCCUGGAGCUCGACGCUUGUGUCAGAAACGACAUGGACCACCAAUCGCAACAGAAAUUGGACGACAUAGUGGCAGAACACUUGGACCAUCUCCACUACAUCAAUGACAUUCUGUGCUUGAACAUUCCCGACCUAAACGAUGUAUUGACCGAACAUUUACUUCACAAACUAUUCGUCCCACUGUACAUUUACUCGCUAACUGCCGAAUCAAGGCGGUCCAACUACAACCGGGAUCAGAUACAAAGCAUAGAGUCUAUUACUAGGAACUUAGAGGCUAUUUUAAAAGGCAAAAGCGAAUCGCCCGGCCGGAUGAACUAUCCAAGGCAACGUAUGGAGUCAGAGGACGAAGCUAAACCUUCAGUUUCCUGUGUUGUUUCGCUAUUCCUACUAUCACAAGUUUUCUUAAUUAUAACCCACGGCCCUAUAGUCCAUUCACUAGCGUGGAUUAUACUGCAGUCGGAUUUAACAGUAUUCGAGGAUGGUGCUACAAAAAUCCUAGAAAUGUACAUAAGCAACGCUAAACCGAAUAACGUUAAGCUGGAGUUUUCGAAGCCGCAGUUGAGCUUAGAGAAGGCUUUAGAAAGCACAUCGGGUCACGAGCGAGACUAUACGACUCCAGAAUACACAGGUCCAAAGACGUUUUUUGACCCGGACAAAGACACGGAUCAGUCCAGCUGUGAUCUAGACCCCGAGUUGGUUUCCACUUCCCUUCCGUCCACGUCGCACAUAAGUGAGACUUCGAGCGUCGCUCACGACUCGACAGAGGAUCUAGCCACAAGAGUACAUUCCAUUAAAUCGGCUACUGCAAUAGCGCCGAAACCAAACAUGCCUGAUUCUCCAUUACCCGAUUCUGGAAUCGAAUCCAGCUCGUCCAAAACUGAAUCGGAGUUGAAUAAUAUAACUGAUGAGGAGAAACAAAAGUUGAGAGGAGCGACAGUGGCGCCCUCACCAGCAGUGUAUACAUUGGAGAGUAUAUUGGAAAGGCAAAACAGAGAGAUAGAGAAGCGGCCAUUUUUGAAAACUAUUUUUGACUCGCUGGAUUGCAGCGAAAAUGACUACAAAGCGCUUUUCGCGCUAUGUUUGCUGUUUGCGCUCAUAAAUAACAAAGGAGUGAACACAGAACUGCUAGACACGUUACUCUGCCCGGAGUUAGAAGAUAAAUCAAAGAGAAAAUCCAUUUCGGAAGCGGCGCCAUCUAGUGAGGGCGAGGCGGAACCAGUGACUCCCACACCUAGCGCCAAGCCGUGGCCGAGCUUCAACGCACUACUGGUUGCCAAGUUGAUGUCUAUAGCUAAUUCUAGCUGUAAACCUUCAUCAAAAGUCCGUCUAGUAACGCUAGAGCUAAGCGUCACCCUUCUACGCAUAGCGUGCGGCGGCGCGGCCGGGCCCAGCGCGCGGUACCUCGCACAGACUGAGACAUUGAGGCAACGGGCCGCCGCUUUAGCGAGAAACUUUUAUAAGUGUGACGACAUCUUCUUAGACAUGUUUGAGGACGAAUACUGCGAGAUGUGCAAGCGGCCGCUGAACGUGGAGUGGCUGUGCAUGGACGCCGCCAUCUUGCUGCCGCCCACCAGCACGCCCAUGUCCGGCAUCGCCUUCAACAAGCGCCUGCCCAGCGGCGAGAUCGAACGAGCCCGACGCGCGAUCCGCACAUUCUUCCUCAUCCGAGACCUGUACCUGAAGUUGACCGGGAGACCCGAGACACAACUCCCACUCGCCAACCCCGCGCCCUUCGUGCAAGUGGGCGACGUGCUGGAUCUCAACGACUCGGACCUAAUAUCCUGCGACAUAAUCCACCUGGACGGCUUGUGGCAGCACCGCUUCCUGGCCGUGGACGCCGUGCAGGUCAUCCUCGUGGAGCCGGACCGCCUGCGCCUGGGCUGGGGGCAGGCCAAGCUGGUGGCCUCGCUACAGGACCUGGAGAUCCAAGGCGACAAGGACGACCCGCGCUGCCUGCAGCUCGGGCUGCACCUGCCGCGCGGGGGCGCCGCGGCCGCGCAGCCACGGACACUGCUGUUGAAGGCCAAGUUCAAGUUCGACGACCACAUACGCAGCAUGGCGGCCAAGCAGAGACUCACUAAGGGCCGCACGAAAGCCCGUCAGAAGAAGAUGCAACAAAUCGGCCGUCUGCUAGAAGUCUCUGGAGUCCCGGGGGUGUUGACCUCCGCCCCGCCGCGACGUAGACCGCUGUUCCCCAGGAGGCCUAACGAACAUCGACCUGCCUCUGGCUCGGAGGGCGCGCGGCGCGCGGGCGGGCACGAGCUGCGGGACGGCGUGCUCGUGUACCGCGAGCGGACCAACAGCCGGGAGAGCAGCGUAUCCCGCAGCAGCAGCACAACGGGCUCCCGGGACGGCUCCCCGCGCCCGCGCGCCGAGGACAUCCCGUUGGAGGACAUCAAGCGAGCCGCCCCAGCACCACUGGCUCAACCCAGUACAUCCGCCGCCCCACCCCGCGCGACUCACAGCUCGUCUGAAGAGACCUCGUUCAUCUCCGCCGACCCGCCGCGGGUGAAACGCAAGGGACUCGUCGAGACUAUUUGAUAUUAACUUGGUAUCAUACGGCUUGAAAAUGGCAGGGCACUUUAAAUUUGUAUCUGUUGAAGGCAAGCGUCCAUCUUUCGGUUUCGUACGCAAUGAUCGCAU